This is a messenger RNA of Chrysoperla carnea, 2517 nucleotides long. It is a transcript of the gene RhoBTB, whose product is annotated as rho-related BTB domain-containing protein 1. Lineage: Eukaryota; Metazoa; Arthropoda; Insecta; Neuroptera; Chrysopidae. The transcript is spliced from 11 exons. Gene Ontology annotation, biological process: small GTPase-mediated signal transduction. The record is from RefSeq and is a predicted model, not a curated record. The coding region runs from base 53 to 2245 and encodes 730 amino acids. Gene Ontology annotation, molecular function: protein binding; GTPase activity; GTP binding.
UUUUUUCCUAUCAUUUCAAAACGAAGGCGAUUUCAAAUAAUGGGUAUCUGUGAUGGAUAAUGAACAGCCUCAUCAAGAGUUAGUCAAGUGUGUCGUUGUAGGAGAUACAGCUGUUGGAAAAACUCGACUAAUUUGUGCAAGAGCGUGUAAUAAGCAAGUAUCAUUAAGUCAAUUGCUCACCACUCAUGUACCAACAGUUUGGGCGAUUGACCAAUACAGAAUUUAUAAAGAUGUUCUUGAAAGAUCCUGGGAAGUUGUUGAUGGUGUUAAUGUAUCAUUACGACUAUGGGAUACAUUUGGGGAUCAUGAAAAAGAUCGUCGAUUUGCUUAUGGGCGAUCUGAUGUCGUUUUGUUGUGUUUCUCAAUUAACAAUCCCGUAUCAUUACGUAACUGUAAGUUGAUGUGGUAUCCCGAAAUACGCCGAUUUUGUCCACAAACACCAGUUAUUUUAGUUGGAUGUAAAAAUGAUUUAAGAUAUAUGUAUCGUGAUGAAACAUACUUAAGUUAUUUUCGUGAUCGAAGCCCAUUUGUAAGAGCAACGAGGAAAAGUGAUUUGGUUAUGCCAGAUGAAGCCCGAAGCGUAGCUAGGGAGCUGGGUAUUUAUUACUAUGAAACAUCUGUAUUCACAUAUUAUGGCGUCAAUGAAGUAUUUGAGAAUGCAAUACGUGCGGCAUUAAUGGCACGUCGCCAACAACGGUUUUGGAUGACAAAUUUAAAACGUGUACAACGUCCAUUGUUACAAGCUCCAUUUUUACCGCCUAAGCCAAUUGCUGCAGAAGUAUUAAUUGCACCAAGCAUGUAUCAAGAGAACAUGACAUCAUUAUGGUUGAAUCAAAUGCAUACAGAUUUAGUUUUAGUUGCCGGGUCAGUAGGUUUUCCCGUACACCGUUUCAUUUUAGCUGCAAGUUCCACUGCCUUUCAUCGUUUACUCACCAUGGAAUUAACAUCCGAAUUAGGUGCAAGGAGUAGCAGUGAAUCUAGUAUGGUAAGCACAUUCGGUGAAGCUACUGUUGGCGAAUUUAAUGAUGAUACUGAAUUUUUAAUAAGAGCAGAACAUAAUAAAUCUCAAACAAAGAUGUGGGAACAACUUAAAAGGCGUUCCAGUUGUCAAAUAUUGUCAGUUAGUGAUACAUUUAAGAAGACUGGUGCAAAUCGUGAGUUAAAUCAUCCAGCAUUUCAAUCGAUACGUGUUACACAAUGUGAUGGAUUACAAUCGGCCAACACCCAAACUGUGAUUACAUUAACGAAGUUGGUGACACCACAAGCAAUGCAUCAAUGCCUAAAAUUUAUUUACACUGGCACUAUUGAUAAACGAUUUUUGGAUUUACAAACAGCAUCUAUUGGAUUGCUUCUGGAAAUGCGACAAGCAGCUGAAUUUUUGGAAUUUCCACAAUUGAUGGUUCUACUUUCAAAUAUUCAAUCAAAUCAACAGUUUUUGAAUUGUGAGGCCAUCGAACAUUUUUCACAAACGUUUCGGCAACGAUUAGAAGAAUUGUGUUUAGAGCAAGGUUUAUUUGCGGAUGUUAUUUUUGAGUUAGAUGACGGUGCCUAUCCAGCCCAUAAACCUAUGUUGGUAGCACGUUGUGAUAUGAUGAAGGCAAUGUUUAGCGGUGAUUUUCGUGAAAGUCAAGCGAAAGUAAUUGUUUUUCCUGGUGUUCGUGAAUAUACUUUUCAUAAACUUUUGUGUUAUUUAUACACGGAUGAAGUUCCAUCAAUUGCAGCUGCUCGAUGUUUUAAUUUAUUGGAGUUAGCAAAUCGCCUUUGUUUACCUCGUUUGGUGAAUUUAGUUGAAUGUCGUGUCAUCGAAGACCUAGCGCGACUGGCACAGAAUGAUGGUAAUGAAGCUGUUGAACAUUGUCUAAGGCUAUUAGAACCAGUUAAGCUACAUAACGCACAUCAGUUAGCUGAUUGGUGUAUGAAUCAUUUAUGUAUAAAUUAUAAUAAAUUAUGCAAAAUGUCACCACGAAGUGUUCGAUUACUUCAUCCAGAAAAUCAAGAAUACUUAAGUGAACAUCGAUGGCCACCUGUAUGGUAUCUAAAGGAUUAUGAUUAUUAUCAAAAGUGCCUAGCGGAACGGGACAAAGAAAAUAAACCAACAUUGAAAAGAAAUCAAAAUAAUUCUGGAUGUUUAUGUUUCUCUGGUAAAUCACGUAAAGCUGCUGGUACUUCUGAAUCGAAUCCAGAUGUAUCGACCAGUUUAUUUGCAGAAACUGCAACUACUAGUAGUCAAGAUGAUAAUCUCUGACAAUUGGAUAAUGGGCAUAGGCACUGGAGAUCCCUCCGUUUCAUACUGAUUCUACCAGUGCUUAUGGGAUUCAUUUGCACGAUUUUAGCAAUAUUAAUCGUAUUACAAAUUUCUACACACGACGUAUAGAGUAACAACAAAACCUUAAAAAAUUUUGGUUUUUACAUUUUUAUAUUAACUCCGAAAAUACACACUCUUCAUUAAUUAUAAAAAUAAUGGGAGCUUUUGCGAAUUCGACUUUAUACUCUUCUUGUUUUGAACAAUUAUAGAAA